Messenger RNA from Micropterus salmoides (largemouth bass), 791 nucleotides. RefSeq names its product recoverin a (gene rcvrna). The coding region runs from base 157 to 768 and encodes 203 amino acids. Gene Ontology annotation, molecular function: calcium ion binding. The transcript has 3 exons. The record is from RefSeq and is a predicted model, not a curated record. Lineage: Eukaryota; Metazoa; Chordata; Actinopteri; Centrarchiformes; Centrarchidae.
AGGUAGUGAUCAUAAUCCCAUUUGGCACCUUGAGUGGUGAGUAACUUGAACGAGUGCUGCAGAGGUUUUAACCCCAAACACAGGAAAGCAAGAGGACCGAGAGACAAGAAGAAGGAGAAGGGAGACGUUUCACCUUUGUGAGAAUCAGUUUGCAGGAUGGGGAAUACUAAGAGCAGUGCUUUGUCGAAGGAGCUCCUGGAAGAUCUGAAAUCCAACACGAAAUACUCAGAGGCCGAGCUUUGCACUUGGUACCAGUCCUUCCUGAAGGAGUGUCCCAGUGGGAAGAUCACCAAGGAGCAGUUUGAAGGCAUCUACGCCAGCUUCUUCCCAAACGCAGACCCCACAGAGUAUGCGCGGCAUGUAUUCAGGAGCUUUGACACCAACGCAGAUGGCACUUUGGACUUUAAGGAGUACAUUGUUGCUCUGCACCUCACGUCCGGGGGAAAGACUCUGCAGAAACUGGAGUGGGCCUUUGCCCUGUACGACGUAGACGGGAAUGGAACCAUCAGCAACAACGAAAUCCUUGAGAUUGUUAGGUCAAUAUUCAACAUGAUUCCUGCUGAUGACCAGAAGAACCUGCCCGAGGAUGAAAACACACCGGAGAAGAGGGCUGAAAAGAUCUGGCAAUUCUUCGGGAAGAAGGAAAACGAUAAAAUCUCAGAGGGAGAAUUCAUUCAGGGUGUGAUGGACAACAAGGACAUCCUGCGAUUGAUACAAUAUGAUGAGCCUCAGAAAAUUAAAGACAAGCUGAAAGAGAAGAAGCAAUAAAAAGAGGCAGAAAAAGCCCCCCU